AGCCGGCGGCGGUUGUUGUUCAGCGGCGGCGGCCGCAGCUCGGGUCGCAGCCUCUGGCCGUCCGGCCGCCCGCCCGCCCGCCCGCCGGCAGGUCCGCGCGCGGCCAUGGAGCUGGAGGUGCCGGACGAGGCGGAGAGCGCCGAGGCGGGGGCCGUGACCUCGGAGGCGGCCUGGGCGGCGGAGAGCGGUGCGGCAGCAGGUUCGGCCCAGAAGAAGACGACCCCAGCGGAGGCCCCGUUGAUGACUGGACAGCCGGGCCCUGGCCAUGGAAAGAAGCUGGGUCAUCGGAGUGUGGACGCGUCCGGCGAAACCACCUACAAGAAGACCACGUCCUCCACGCUGAAGGGGGCCGUCCAGCUGGGCAUCGGCUACACCGUGGGAAACCUGAGCUCCAAGCCGGAGCGCGACGUGCUCAUGCAGGACUUCUACGUGGUGGAGAGCAUCUUCUUCCCCAGUGAAGGCAGCAACCUCACCCCCGCCCAUCACUUCCAGGACUUCAGGUUCAAGACCUACGCGCCCGUCGCCUUCCGCUACUUCCGGGAACUCUUCGGGAUCCGGCCGGACGACUACUUGUACUCGCUGUGCAACGAGCCGCUCAUCGAGCUGUCCAACCCCGGCGCCAGCGGCUCCCUGUUCUACGUCAGCAGCGACGACGAGUUCAUCAUCAAGACGGUGAUGCACAAGGAGGCCGAGUUCCUGCAGAAGCUGCUGCCUGGCUACUACAUGAACCUGAACCAGAACCCGCGGACGUUGCUGCCCAAGUUCUACGGGCUGUACUGCGUGCAGUCGGGCGGCAAGAACAUCCGGGUGGUGGUGAUGAACAACGUGCUCCCGCGCGUGGUCAAGAUGCACCUCAAGUUCGACCUCAAGGGCUCCACGUACAAGCGGCGGGCCAGCAAGAAGGAGAAGGAGAAGAGCAUCCCCACCUACAAGGACCUGGACUUCAUGCAGGACAUGCCCGAGGGGCUCCUGCUGGAUGCCGACACCUUCUCCGCGCUCGUCAAGACGCUGCAGCGCGACUGCCUGGUGCUGGAGAGCUUCAAGAUCAUGGACUACAGCCUGCUGCUGGGCGUGCACAACAUCGACCAGCAGGAGCGUGAGCGGCAGGCCGAGGGCGCCCAGAGCACCGCCGACGAGAAGCGGCCGCUGGGCCAGAAGGCGCUCUACUCCACGGCCAUGGAGUCCAUCCAGGGCGGGGCCGCGCGCGGGGAGGCCAUUGAGACGGAUGACACGAUGGGCGGGAUCCCCGCCGUGAACGGCCGAGGGGAGCGGCUCCUGCUUCACAUCGGUAUCAUCGACAUCCUGCAGUCCUACAGGUUCAUCAAGAAGCUGGAACACACCUGGAAGGCUCUCGUCCACGAUGGGGACACCGUCUCCGUCCACCGGCCCAGCUUCUACGCAGAGCGCUUCUUCAAGUUCAUGAGCAACACGGUCUUCCGGAAGAACUCCUCCCUCAAGUCCUCGCCGUCCAAGAAGGGCCGCGGUGCCCUGCUGGCCGUCAAGCCCCUGGGGCCCACCGCCGCCUUCUCCGCCAGCCAGAUCCCCAGUGAGCGGGAGGACGCGCAGUACGAUCUGCGGGGGGCCCGCAGCUACCCGACACUGGAGGACGAAGGCCGGCCAGACCUCCUGCCCUGCACACCGCCUUCUUUUGAGGAGGCCACCACCGCCUCCAUCGCCACAACCCUGUCCUCCACGUCCCUCUCCAUCCCGGAGCGGUCCCCCUCGGAGACAUCGGAGCAGCCGCGGUACAGGCGGCGCACACAGUCCUCCGGACAGGAUGGCCGGCCGCAGGAGGAGGCGCACGCGGAGGAGGACCUGCAGCAGAUCACGGUGCAGGUGGAGCCCGCCUGCAGCGUGGAGAUCGUGGUCCCCAAGGAGGAGGAUGUGGGGGAGGGGGCGUCCCCGGCCUGUGCCUCUGCUGCUGUCGAAGCGGAAACCGCCAGCCAGGCCUCCGAGCCCGCCAGCCAGGCCUCGGACGAGGAGGACGCGCCCGCCACAGACAUCUACUUUCCCACCGAUGAGAGAAGCUGGGUGUACUCCCCGCUUCACUAUAGCGCGCAGGCCCAGCCCGCCUCCGACGGCGAGAGCAACACAUAAUCCCUGCGCGGUCACUGACCCGGAGCCGAGCGCCGGCUGCUGCCCCGGCCGCUUCCUGGAGGUGCCGCCCGCCCCGCUCGGCCCAGAGCCCGGGAGACGCCCGCCUGGCCGCCGGCCCUCGCCCUCGCCCUCGCCCUCCCCUCGACGCCGCUGCUGCCGCCCCUCGGCUGCAGAGCGAGCCGCCCGGGCACGCGCCUGGCCCCGGCCCCCCGGCAGCUCCCUGCGCCUCAUGCUGUGAAGACUCCUGAGUUUCCGAUCGAUCGUGUAUUUAUUUGGGGCCCUUGUUCUUUGCACAGACGUGGCGGCACACGCGUGUGUGUUUUUUU
Messenger RNA from Hippopotamus amphibius kiboko, 2423 nucleotides. It is a transcript of the gene PIP5K1C, whose product is annotated as phosphatidylinositol-4-phosphate 5-kinase type 1 gamma. The transcript is spliced from 18 exons. The record is from RefSeq and is a predicted model, not a curated record. Gene Ontology annotation, biological process: phosphatidylinositol metabolic process. Lineage: Eukaryota; Metazoa; Chordata; Mammalia; Artiodactyla; Hippopotamidae. Gene Ontology annotation, molecular function: phosphatidylinositol kinase activity. Bases 106 to 2097 code for a protein of 663 amino acids.